Messenger RNA from Labeo rohita (rohu), 1606 nucleotides. RefSeq names its product DCN1, defective in cullin neddylation 1, domain containing 2a (gene dcun1d2a). Gene Ontology annotation, biological process: protein neddylation; positive regulation of ubiquitin-protein transferase activity. NCBI's taxonomy places the organism in Eukaryota, Metazoa, Chordata, Actinopteri, Cypriniformes, Cyprinidae. The transcript has 8 exons. Gene Ontology annotation, molecular function: cullin family protein binding; ubiquitin-like protein binding; ubiquitin conjugating enzyme binding. The record is from RefSeq and is a predicted model, not a curated record. The coding region runs from base 16 to 801 and encodes 261 amino acids. Gene Ontology annotation, cellular component: ubiquitin ligase complex.
AUACCCAGCCAUGAAAUGUCAAACCAUAAACUAAAAUCCUCCCAAAAGGACAAGGUACGGCAGUUCAUGUCCUUUACUCAAGCCGGGGAGAAGACCGCCGUAUACUGCCUCACUCAAAAUGACUGGAAACUAGAGGUGGCUACUGACAACUACUUUCAGAACCCAGAUUUGUACCACAAGGAAUCCAUGAAAAGCUCAGUGGACCGGAAAAAGCUGGAGCAGCUUUACAAUCGAUAUAAAGAUCCCCAGGAUGAAAAUAAGAUUGGGAUUGAUGGAAUUCAACAGUUCUGUGACGACCUCAAUCUGGAUCCAGCCAGCAUCAGUGUUCUGGUUGUGGCAUGGAAAUUCCGUGCAGCAACACAGUGUGAAUUCAGCAAGAAAGAGUUCAUUGAUGGCAUGACAGAGCUGGGGUGUGACAGUCCGGAGAAACUUCGAGCUCUUCUACCCAGAUUAGAACAGGAUCUGAAAGAUAGCGGAAAGUUCAAAGAUUUCUACCAGUUCACCUUCAACUUUGCCAAGAAUCCCGGACAAAAAGGUUUAGAUUUAGAGAUGGCGGUAGCAUAUUGGAACCUGGUUCUGGCUGGACGUUUUAAGUUCCUAGACCUCUGGAACAGAUUUUUAUUGGAGCAUCAUAAGCGAUCAAUUCCCAAAGACACAUGGAACCUGCUUCUGGAUUUUGGCAACAUGAUUGCAGAUGACAUGUCAAACUAUGAUGAAGAAGGAGCAUGGCCUGUUCUCAUCGACGACUUUGUGGAAUACGCUCGGCCAAUUGUGACGGGAUCAAAACGCAAAACUGUAUAGUACCGCUGCCGCUGGGCGAGAACUCACGCCUCGGACGUCUAUCCUUGGACAACAAGAGGCUUUGCUUUCAAGAAGCUUUCACUAUGAAACAUUCUCCCAUCAGUGUCACAAAUUCAACAUGCUUAUGAAUCAAACUGAUUAGUACGUCUCAUAAAUCACUGAAGUAACCCGAAAGCCUAAGAUGGAGUUGUGAUUUUUAGGUUUGUCACAAGGCUUCUAGCUAAAUUUCGGCAUGAUGUAAUGCUCAUCUUUUUUCAGAAGUGGUUUCCUUCUCGUCGAAGAGUGCCAAAUCUGCAGUGCUGAGAAUAUUGAUGUCAGCCAAAGUCUCUGCAUCGCGGCCUCUUGGUCACCCAUAUGACAUCUUUCCUCUUUUAAUGUUGCCUAGUUGGGCUCUGGAUUGUGCCCAGUGUUUCCUUCAUCCAUUCUGUUCAAAUAAACAUAAUAUGUAUAGGAAGAUUUAAAGCUUUGCCAAUAAUAUUAUAUCCUUUUGUAGGUUUUUUAAUCCACAUCACAGGCUGAUCUUUUAUUUUAGUGGAUAUAAGCAGUAAAAACAUGAUUAUAUCAAAUUAGUGUAUUUAAAAGAGUAUGAUUAUGACUUUUCUCUGAGGAAAGUAAGAUUUUAGACUGUGAUUCUGCCUGAAAUUCUUAAUAUUUGUGAUUCGCAGAAGAAAGGAAGUAGCAGGAACAACAUGAGGGUGAGUAAACGAUGACAGAAUUUUUAUUUUGGGUAAACUAUUCCUUCAAUGGCGGUAAAAAAAAGGAACUUGCGAUGCAAUUUCACUGUGUACCACAAGAGAGCGGUAAA